AUGCCCGAUGAGAGCGAACAGCAAGAGCGAGAAACAGCAAGAGCGAGAAACAGCAAGAGCGAGAAACAGCAAGAACGAGAAACAGCAAGAGCGAGAAACAGCAAGAGCGAACAGCAAGAGCGAGAAACAGCAAGAGCGAGAAACAGCAAGAGCGAGAAACAGCAAGAACGAGAAACAGCAAGAACGAGCAACAGCAAGAACGAGAAACAGCAAGAGCGAGAAACAGCAAGAGCGAACACCAAGAGCGAGAAACAGCAAGAGCGAGAAACAGCAAGAGCGAGAAACAGCAAGAGCGAGAAACAGCAAGAGCGAGAAACAGCAAGAGCGAACAGCAAGAGCGAACAGCAAGAGCGAGAAACAGCAAGAGCGAGAAACAGCAAGAGCGAGAAACAGCAAGAACGAGAAACAGCAAGAGCGAGAAACAGCAAGAGCGAACAGCAAGAGCGAACAGCAAGAGCGAGAAACAGCAAGAGCGAAAAGCAAGAGCGAGAAACAGCAAGAGCGAGAAACAGCAAGAGCGAACAGCAAGAGCGAGAAACAGCAAGAGCGAGAAACAGCAAGAGCGAGAAACAGCAAGAGAGAGAAACAGCAAGAGCGAGAAACAGCAAGAGCGAACAGCAAGAGCGAGAAACAGCAAGAACGAGAAACAGCAAGAGCGAGAAACAGCAAGAGCGAGAAACAGCAAGAACGAGAAACAGCAAGAGCGAGAAACAGCAAGAGCGAACAGCAAGAGCGAACAGCAAGAGCGAACAGCAAGAGCGAACAGCAAGAGCGAACAGCAAGAGCGAGAAACAGCAAGAGCGAACAGCAAGAGCGAACAGCAAGAGCGAGAAACAGCAAGAGCGAACAGCAAGAGCGAGAAACAGCAAGAGCGAGAAACAGCAAGAACGAGAAACAGCAAGAGCGAGAAACAGCAAGAGCGAGAAACAGCAAGAGCGAACAGCAAGAGCGAGAAACAGCAAGAGGGAGAAACAGCAAGAGCGAGAAACAGCAAGAGCGAGAAACAGCAGGAGCGAACAGCAAGAGGGAGAAACAGCAAGAGCGAGAAACAGCAAGAGCGAGAAACAGCAAGAGCGAGAAACAGCAAGAGCGAGAAACAGCAAGAGCGAGAAACAGCAAGAGCGAACAGCAAGAGCGAACAGCAAGAGCGAGAAACAGCAAGAGCGAACAGCAAGAGCGAGAAACAGCAAGAGCGAGAAACAGCAAGAGCGAACAGCAAGAGCGAGAAACAGCAAGAGCGAGAAACAGCAAGAGCGAGAAACAGCAAGAGCGAACAGCAAGAGCGAGAAACAGCAAGAGCGAGAAACAGCAAGAGCGAGAAACAGCAAGAGCGAGAAACAGCAAGAGCGAACAGCAGGAGCGAGAAACAGCAAGAGCGAACAGCAAGAGCGAGAAACAGCAAGAGCGAGAAACAGCAAGAGCGAGAAACAGCAAGAGCGAACAGCAAGAGCGAACAGCAAGAGCGAACAGCAAGAGCGAACAGCAGGAGCGAGAAACAGCAAGAGCGAACAGCAAGAGCGAACAGCAAGAGAGAGAAACAGCAAGAGCGAGAAACAGCAAGAGCGAACAGCAAGAGCGGGAAACAGCAAGAGCGAACAGCAAGAGCGAGAAACAGCAAGAACGAGAAACAGCAAGAGCGAGAACAGCAAGAGCGAACAGCAAGAGCGAGAAACAGCAAGAGCGAGAAACAGCAAGAGCGAGAAACAGCAAGAGCGAACAGCAAGAGCGAGCAACAGCAAGAGAGAGAAACAGCAGGAGCGAGAAACAGCAAGAGCGACAGCAAGAGCGAGAAACAGCAAGAGCGAGAAACAGCAGGAGCGAGAAACAGCAAGAACGAGAAACAGCAAGAGCGAGAAACAGCAAGAGCGAGAAACAGCAAGAGCGAACAGCAAGAGCGAGAAACAGCAAGAGCGAGAAACAGCAGGAGCGAGAAACAGCAAGAGCGAACAGCAAGAGCGAACAGCAAGAGCGAGAAACAGCAAGAGCGAGAAACAGCAAGAACGAGAAACAGCAAGAGCGAGAAACAGCAAGAGCGAGAAACAGCAAGAGCGAACAGCAAGAGCGAGAAACAGCAAGAGCGAACAGCAAGAGCGAACAGCAAGAGCGAGAAACAGCAAGAGCGAGAAACAGCAAGAGCGAGAAACAGCAAGAGCGAGAAACAGCAAUAGCGAGAAACAGCAAGAGCGAGAACAGCAAGAACGAGAAACAGCAAGAGCGAGAAACAGCAAGAGCGAUAAACAGCAAGAGCGAUAA
Molecule: messenger RNA, 2253 nt
Organism: Pecten maximus
Lineage: Eukaryota; Metazoa; Mollusca; Bivalvia; Pectinida; Pectinidae
Product: trichohyalin-like
Exons: 2
Coding region: 1-2253 (750 amino acids)
Source: RefSeq, a predicted model, not a curated record